CCUUCUUCAGUAUCACAUAUAAUUUUCGUUGCUCGAUCAUUGCUGGCAAAGAGCACUAGCAGUCCAGUCCGUCUAGAAACUGGAGUAAAAAUCCGGGUUUUACAGUUAUGGAUCUUGCUUGCAAGGUGGCUUGUGCUCGGCCGCCUCCGCCGGGUUCAGGCUGGCGUCACUCUGGUCCAUCUCGGUCAUCGAGUAAUAAGCAGCAGAUUUCAGCGGCACUCAGAAUCUCAAAUCUUGCUUCAUCUUCUUCUAGCACUGGCUUGCGGCAGAGAGCGGCGUCUGCUCCGUUGACGACUACGGCGAUAAAGGGGGCUGACAAUUCCAAUGGCAGCUUACCGAUACAGAACGGUGGAUUGUCGGGGAAAUCCAGUAGCGCCAUGGAGCAGCUUGAUAUUGAAAGGGGUGUUUGUAUUCCGUUCCGGAAGUACUCUCCUGAGAUUGUCAGGAAUACAGUUUUGGAAUCUAGAGGGGCUAUUCUGUUUCUGGUGGCUCGAGGGGUGGAGAUAGUUUGGAACUUGGGGCUCUAUUGGUCUGGCCUUACGUACGACUUCUUUGUAGGACGGGAUGAAGAAGUGGUGCCUUACCGAGCCAGACAGCUUAGGAAUCUCUUGUGUGAUUUGGGGCCUUCCUUCAUCAAAGCUGGGCAGGUUCUGGCCAACAGACCGGAUAUUAUUAGGGAAGAUUACAUGAAUGAACUCUGCAUUCUUCAAGAUGACGUUCCUCCUUUCCCUAAUCAGGUUGCCUUUGCCAUUAUUGAAGAGCAAUUGGGCCAGCCUUUAGAAGCAGUAUUCAGCAAAAUUUCACCACAAACAAUAGCAGCUGCAAGUUUGGGUCAAGUUUACUGUGCUACUCUACGUAAAACAGGGGAGGAUGUUGCCAUUAAGGUCCAAAGGCCUGAGAUAGAACCUAUAAUCUACCGAGAUCUUUUCCUAUUUCGUACUCUUGCCUCAUUCUUGAAUGGCAUCAGUCUGCAGAAGCUGGGGUGCAAUGCAGAGCUUAUUGUUGAUGAGUUCGGUGAGAAGCUUUUGGAGGAACUCGAUUAUACUCUGGAGGCUCGAAAUAUUGAGGAUUUCAUAGAGAACUUCAAAGAUGACCUUACUGUCAAGAUUCCUCGGGUUUAUAAAAGUCUUUCAGGUCCACGUGUUAUAGUAAUGGAAUGGAUUGAUGGUAUUCGGUGUACUAACCCCCAGGCUAUUAAGGAAGCAGGCAUUGAUAUAAAUGGGUUUUUGACAGUUGGGGUUAGUGCUGCUUUACGCCAGUUGCUAGAGUUUGGGUUGUUUCAUGGAGAUCCACAUCCUGGAAAUAUCUUUGCCAUGCGUGAUGGUCGUAUUGCAUAUGUUGACUUUGGGAAUGUUGCUGUUCUCAGUCAGCAAAACAAGCAGAUUUUGAUUGAUGCUGUUGUUCAUGCUGUAAAUGAGGACUAUGUUGAGAUGGCAAAUGAUUUCACCAGGCUCGGUUUCCUUGCUAGUGGAACCGAUGUAUCUCCCAUUAUUCCAGCUUUAGAAGCAAUCUGGCAGAACUCAGCGGGAAAAGGAUUAUCAGAUUUUAAUUUUCGAAGUGUUACUGGGAAAUUUAACCAAAUGGUUUACCAGUACCCUAUCCGGAUCCCUGAGAGGUUCUCUCUUGUUAUCCGUUCUUUAUUAACUCAGGAGGGCAUUUGUUUCACAUUGAAGCCAGAUUUUAAAUUUCUGGAGGUUGCCUAUCCAUAUGUGGCAAAGCGUCUUUUGACAGAUCCUAAUCCUGCACUACGUGAACGGCUCAUACAGGUUCUUUUUAAAGAUGGAGUUUUUCAGUGGAAACGGCUUGAGAACCUCAUAAUUCUAGCAAAGGAGAAUGUGGUGAAAAUGAGUAGCAACCCAGCAAUGCUAGUGAAGAACAAAACACAAAAGACCAAGGAUUGGCAAGUUGAAAAGAAAUUGGACCUUACUGAUACCAUCAAGGAUGGAGCUCGCCUUUUCCUAAUUGAUGCAGGGAUUCGCAGACAGCUUCUUCUUGCUCUAACUGAAGAUUCCAAGAUGCACAUACAAGAGCUUGUUGACGUGUAUAGACUGAUUGAAGGUGAUAUAGAUCUACCCUCAGUAGCUUUGGAGGUUAUACAAGAGUUGCCAGCUUUUACACGGGAUAUGAUGUUGUCAUGGAGUGAUUCUGUUUUAUCAGACAAGUGAUAUGAAGCCUUCAAGUGUCUACCCUAUGAUUAGAUCCUGAGUUUGUCGAGCAUUACUUGUACUAUAGCUAAAGCACCAUUAUUAUAUAAUUUUGGUUAUAGAAUCCUAACAAAUGUUGUAAUAUUGGAAUCACAUCAUUCUCUGUAUAGCAAUUAUCAUUAGCCAUUUAUAAACAUGUGGAAAGAAUAAAUCAAGAUGGGAAAAAAGGGAAUUUCACCAUGUAUUGUGUAUAUUUGUAUCAUCAUCAGCAUAUAUGUGGUUGGUAUUUGGAAAAACAGAAGUGCCUUUACCACUUCAAUUUACUGAUAUGGCAUCCUUUUUAAAUCAUAUGCUUUUAAGCCCUCCUUGCCCA
This is a messenger RNA of Nelumbo nucifera (sacred lotus), 2517 nucleotides long. It is a transcript of the gene ACDO1, whose product is annotated as Protein kinase superfamily protein. Lineage: Eukaryota; Viridiplantae; Streptophyta; Magnoliopsida; Proteales; Nelumbonaceae. Gene Ontology annotation, biological process: protein phosphorylation. The record is from RefSeq and is a predicted model, not a curated record. Gene Ontology annotation, molecular function: protein kinase activity; ATP binding.